AUGCCGCGACUGUGUGCAUAUGUGCUGAUCCUGGUGCUGGCUCUGGCCGCCUUCUCUGAAGCUUCUUGGAAGCCCCACUCCCAGCUGCAAGACACACCCUUGGGUCCAGGGGCCGAUAGGGGCCAGGAGCCACAUGGACUGGACCGGCUGGGUCCAGCCUCUCACCACCGAAGGCAGCUGGGACUCCAGGAUCCCUCACACUUGGUGGCAGACCUGUCCAAGAAACAAGGACCAUGGGUGGAGGAAGAAGAGGAAGCAUAUGGAUGGAUGGACUUCGGCCGCCGCAGUGCUGAGGAAGGGGACCUACGUCCCUAG
This is a messenger RNA of Hippopotamus amphibius kiboko, 315 nucleotides long. It is a transcript of the gene GAST, whose product is annotated as gastrin. Gene Ontology annotation, molecular function: hormone activity. The transcript is spliced from 2 exons. The record is from RefSeq and is a predicted model, not a curated record. NCBI's taxonomy places the organism in Eukaryota, Metazoa, Chordata, Mammalia, Artiodactyla, Hippopotamidae. Gene Ontology annotation, cellular component: extracellular region. Bases 1 to 315 code for a protein of 104 amino acids.